This is a messenger RNA of Acanthosepion pharaonis, 606 nucleotides long. Lineage: Eukaryota; Metazoa; Mollusca; Cephalopoda; Sepiida; Sepiidae. The record is from the annotation of a GenBank genome assembly.
AUGACCACCUCCGUUGAAACAACCGCAUUGAUUGCGAGCCAACCUGCAAACUCCGGCAAGUCUCACAGCCUUGAAAGUGACAGAACACUAGCCGACGUAAAGCGACAAUUGCUGGACCUGAACGAGCAACUACGGCAGGCGCACAGGCACGACCCAACCACCAUCAACAGGAACAAUCAGACCGGCCCCUCCUCCAACAUGAAGCACAGCCGGACGCAAAGAGGCACUGGCCAAUCUGGCCACCCGGCAGUAUGCAGAAACUAUCUACGAGGCCGUACAUGCUUCAAGGGUAACAGAUGUCCCUAUUUUCACCCUCCCCACGCUCAAGCUCACAUAGCGACCACUGAUACCACCUUACCCGGAGCAGACAGUGAUCCACAUAAGCAGGUCGCCAAUGCAUUCUUCGCUUUCCACACCACUCCCACCAUCCCUCUUUUAAAAAGUGUGGAUCUAUCUAUCUAUCUAUCUAUCUAUCUAUCUAUCUAUCUAUCUAUCUAUCUCAAUAAGUCAUUGAACUUUCUUUCUUUCUUUUUUUUUCUCUCUCUAUCUCUCUCUCUCUCUCUCUCUCUCUCACUCAUACACUUAUAUAUAAUCCCCAGGCACUGA